UCUUUUGUGGACAGGUUGUGUUGUACAGGCAGUAACAGAAGUUGUGACUGUUUGUGUCCACAGAUGACUUCGUCUCUCUUGUCUCUGCUGCUCUGUGUGAGCUCUGCUCUGCUCGUCACAGUAAACGCAGGAUGCUCCAGAGCAGGUGUCCCCACGGUCUGCACCUGUCCCUCAGGCUGGACUCAGAGAGACAAACACUGUUACCUGUUUGUGAGAGGUCAGGUGGACUGGGCCACAGCUGAGAGAGCCUGCAUUGCGUACGGAGGGAACCUGGCCUCCUUCCACAGCCGGGCUGAGUACGACUUCCUGAGGACGGUGGUCUACAGGGCCACAGGGUCCAACCCCAGGACCUGGGUCGGCGCCAGCGAUGCAGUCAAAGACGGGAACUGGCUCUGGUCCGACGGGUCCAGGUUCAGCUCUGUGAGCUGGGGCGCAGGAGAACCCAACAACGCCGGAGGACGGGAGGACUGCAUGGAGAUCAACAGAAACGGAGGAGAUUAUAUAAAUGAUGAAAGAUGCACCACAACCCUUAAUUUCAUCUGCGCCAAACAUCUGUGACUCUGACCAACCUGACCGAUGACAUCACUUCCUGCUGUGAUGUCACUUCCUGCAGGACAUCAAGCCUCGAUGGCGUCUCUGCUGGAAGACGUUCAGAUUUAAAUAAAUAA
Messenger RNA from Austrofundulus limnaeus, 668 nucleotides. Its product is annotated as galactose-specific lectin nattectin. The coding region runs from base 64 to 558 and encodes 164 amino acids. NCBI's taxonomy places the organism in Eukaryota, Metazoa, Chordata, Actinopteri, Cyprinodontiformes, Rivulidae. The transcript has 6 exons. The record is from RefSeq and is a predicted model, not a curated record.